Molecule: messenger RNA, 1647 nt
Organism: Suillus discolor
Lineage: Eukaryota; Fungi; Basidiomycota; Agaricomycetes; Boletales; Suillaceae
Exons: 2
Coding region: 1-1647 (548 amino acids)
Source: RefSeq, a predicted model, not a curated record
AUGCUCUCCAAGUUGGAUAAUGCAUCUGACCCACGGAUACGACAGCUACGCCAGAAAUACGUCAGUCCGUCUGAAGUAGAAGAUGCUAUUCGACGAACCAUUCACGCCCAGCUGGACAAUGCCCCACUUCGUCAAAUCAACACCUCGACUGGGCGUUUGUGCAAUCGAGAUGCGCAGAUCAAAGUAUUCAUGGAGAGUACAGAGUACAAAGAGCUUUUUCAUUCUUUGGUGAUGCAUUCGCCCCUCCAAAGGAAACCCAUUAAAGAAGCGGUCGCAAAGUACUUCAGCUGGGUCAUGUUGUCUCAUAGGUGGGAAAGGAAGGAGCCACUACUGCACGACAUUCAGGACAAGAACAUAUAUGACUUGGAUCCUGUCGGGACCGUGGUGAAGUUGCAGAAGUUCUGCAAAGUCGCUCGCGAUGCAGGGCAUCGUUGGGCAUGGAGCGAUACAUGCUGCAUCGAUCAGAAUAAUAAUAUUGAGGUCCAGCAAUCAGUGAACUCCAUGUUCAUCUGGUAUCACCACUCAGCGCUCACUAUCGUCUACCUGUCGGAUGUGCCUCCUUCGUCACAGUCGGGCGCGCUAGCAAACAGCACUUGGAACACGCGAGGAUGGACCGUUCAGGAGUUCCUUGCUCCAAAAAUUGUUCUCUUCUACCAAGCAGAUUGGACCCCAUAUCUCGACGACCGCUCACGCAACCACAAGCAGUCUGCCGCUAUCAUGAGGGAGUUGGAGCGUUCGACCGGCAUAAAUGCACGGGCGCUCGUCGACUUUCGUCCGGGGACGAGAGAUGCCCGAGAGAAACUCCGAUGGGCGUCGACGCGUGUCACUACAUUGCAGGAAGAUAUCGCGUAUUCGCUGUUUGGGAUAUUUGGCGUCCACCUUCCUGUAAUCUACGGAGAGAAAAGACAGAACGCGCUCGGACGUCUCUUACAGGAGAUUAUAGCCCAUUCGUGCGACAUCGCAGCCUUGGACUGGGUGGGACAAUCGUCCGACUUCAACAGUUGCCUGCCAGCCGAUAUUUCCUCAUACAGGGCUCCGUCCUGUACACUGCCAUUUCUAUCCGAAGACAGGAUGCAGAUGUCAGUCUCCACGCUGCGAAACAACAUUGUGGCUGUGGAGUCAGCUUCGAGACUGUAUACUCUCCUGGAGAAUCUUAGCAUUCCUCGUUUUGCUCAUGGCAGACUUCAAUUGCCUUGCAUCGCAUUUCCUCUCACCGAAGUCAGGCGGAGUGCCGGUGAAGACGGUGACAAAUGUUUCACAUAUGAAGUCAAGGCACACGGGCUACAAGACCUGCAGGUCACAACGGAAGACAGGCUUGUUCAAUUCUCGCCUGCAAGGCGUACUCGGCAGUCAUUCCUGCUCGUCCGUCCGUGGAAUCGGUAUGAUCUCGGGCUGAUUAACUUUGCAGACAAGACGCAGAGCGUACAAGAUUGGCCCGAGCCCGAGUCUCCUGGAUACAACGAGCCGACUACGCGAGAGUUGAGGCUGAUCGUUCGGCUCGGACAGCCUUUUGGCGGACUUUUGCUAGCGCAGCAGUGGGGUGGGGAGUAUAAGAGAAUCGCUUCGGACAACAAAAUCAUCGCGCAAGUGAAGGACAUGACUUCUGUUGAUGACGUGAUGGACGUCAGGAUGUUAGAGAUAUUGUGA